Molecule: messenger RNA, 1272 nt
Organism: Macrosiphum euphorbiae (potato aphid)
Lineage: Eukaryota; Metazoa; Arthropoda; Insecta; Hemiptera; Aphididae
Source: the annotation of a GenBank genome assembly
AUGGGACUGGCCAAAAAAAUGGAAUGGCUUAAGUGGAUACGAAAAUAUUCUACAGGUAUCCUGGACACGAAAACUGGUAGCAUGGAAACGUUAAUUGAUUCGGCCAGUUCGAAGACCAUCAAUUACGCUUAUACCUCCUCGGUAAUUGCUGACGAUGAAUUCAUUAACGCCGCCGCACCCCCACACCAGCGUCCGAUGUUGCCGCCGCCACCACCUACUUCACAAGUUUCGCCGUCGCCGCCACAGCUACCUAACGACGUAUACGAUUGCUGCGUAUCGCUGGACGGAAUACCCAUCAAACACGAGUUUCAGUACACCUUCUCCGACACCGACGGUCAUGGAAAAAUCACCAAACACGAUGUCGAAGGACUGGCUACGAAAAUACUCGAGUCCAUGUACGGUACGACGUUGAAAUUCUCGGCGCGGGGCCAGCGAACUGUCAAAGUGACGCUCAACAUCAGACAAUCGGUGGCGGUGGUCGUGGACAGCACGACGACGGGUACGCCGUACCGUGGCCACCAGAGCAGCCGCGAGCGCAAGACCAAGUCGGACAGACAUCGUGGCAGGACAGACACCACCGAAUACGGGGCUGUCGACGAUGCGACUCUGUUGGAGCAGUCGGGCUAUCCUUCAGUUUACGAUGGUGUUAAGGGGUCCUGGUUGCCGCACCACAAAAGUGCCAAGCUGGGCGCACAGCGGUAUAGGCGCGAACAACUGAUCGAAAUGGUGCAGAGGAGUCUGGCGGAAAACUUGAGUUUUCAAAAUCAAAGGAAAUCCGAAAAGCCGGCGGAGGUCGUUUAUCACAGACCACGGACGAAGCGUCGCCAGACCGGAGCCCUGCCGGCCAAGGUAGCGUGGAGCCCGUACGACUUCGAACCGGUGGCGCACGUGCCUUCGCACCACCACCAUUUCCAGCAACAGCUCCAGCAGCAGCACCGACAGCACGAACACCUCAAAAACGUCAGAAGCCAGCAGCACCAGUUGUACAGUAAUGAUGUAACGGCCGAGGAGCACCACGGGGUCAAGUAUUCGUCGGGUCACUCCCGCCAACACCACCGGACCACCGCGGUAGUCAGCGGUAGCAAACUGCAACAGUCGAAGGACGCGGCAGCGGCCAAAACCACCACCGCGUCCGCCGCCGCAGCCGCUCAAGAGCAAACCAAAAACAUCGAUCAUCAGCGGUACAAACGCGCCAAAUUGGCGUCCAAGAAGAUCCAUCAUCACAUACACGAACACCAUCAUUAUCAUCACUACGACUAUUACAUAGUUUGA